Perca fluviatilis (European perch) is the source of this 2700-nucleotide messenger RNA. RefSeq names its product protachykinin-like. The record is from RefSeq and is a predicted model, not a curated record. Lineage: Eukaryota; Metazoa; Chordata; Actinopteri; Perciformes; Percidae. Bases 711 to 1070 code for a protein of 119 amino acids. The transcript is spliced from 4 exons. Gene Ontology annotation, biological process: tachykinin receptor signaling pathway.
GCCUACUUUAUACAUAGACUUUUACAAUUUUUCUUUUUUUCAAUUUUUCAAUCGAGUACAUUGUGGCAGGUUAUUUUAGGGUUAGGAGCUUAGGUUAACUAAAAUGUCAAAAAAUAAAAAUGUCCAUGUUGGAUUGUAGUCUGUGUUAUCUAACAACACUCCUUUUCAUUUAGUAAUACACAUAGUUUGGGCUACUUUGGAAGUGCUUUUCCCACUUGUCACUUGAAUCGGACAAUAUUCUGACGGCCUGGACGUCAGACUUGCGUUGUGAGUUUUAAUGUUAACACUAGACAGAAUUGAUGAGCCCAGUGAGCCACAUAGUACACUACCUAUCAAAUUAGCCUAUACCUCAGAAGUCCAGCAUUAUAUUUCCAUGUACCCAGUGCAUGAUACACAUACUAAUUAUAAAAUAAUAAUUAAGUAAUUAAGCCCCUGUGACUCACACGAUAAUUGCUGGAGACGAGCAUCGACCCACAUCAUCCACUCCAGCUGUGCGUAAAAGCCCCUGUGCGGAAAAGGAGCUCUGUGACCCAAUAGCGCAUCAUCAGGGAAGGCGCGCUGUUGUUCUCUCUUUCAGCAUCUAAAAUAAUUCAGCAGAAAGGUGUAGACAUACCUGCACACACAUAUUUAUUAAUAGCUGUAAUCCAGGCGAAAAGCAUUAACCUUUUUAUUUUUACGCACACAUUUAAGGGGGAUUACGCAAGUGUUCAAUGAUGGAGCUCGUUAAACUUGUUCUAAUAGUUGUGCUGCUUCUGACAACUGUUCUCUCUCAAGAAAUGGAUGUUGACAACUGGAGAGAAGACAUCGAAGAGGACACAUGGCCAAACUCUGAUGUAAUUCAAGAUAUUUUUGUGAGAAUGACCAGAAAACCAGGACCACGCCAAUAUCUCGGACUAAUGGGGAAGAAAGACUCCGCAAAAACAAAGACAGCACGUAAACGGCAUAGAUUUCACACCUUUGUGGGUCUGAUGGGUAAAAGGAGCUUUGAGGAUCAAGGUGUGAUACUUCCAACUGUGACACUGAAUAUACUGAAGGGCAACUUGGGUGAAAAUCUGCCUGGUAACCGCUGACUUCAUCCCUGUAGGCGCAGUGAGCUGCACAGAAGAUUGAGCAUCUUGUUUUCUUACUUUGUUUAAUUUCAGACUGACAUGUUUUUCUUGUAUUUGGUCAGUCUGUCAUUGUUUCAUCAAAAAUGUCACAUUUAACAGUCAAGUUGAUCGUCAAAAUUUAGAUGAAAGUGGUAAUCCAGACUGAAAUAUCUCAACAUCUACUGAUAGACAUUUUGCACAGACAGACAUUCAUGGUCCUCAGAGGAUGAAUCCUGAUCCCCUGACUUUUCCUCUAGCGCCACCAUGAGUUGACAUUUAUGGUUUUGAGUGAAAUCAACUACUGGAUAGAGGCCAUGAAAUUUGACCAUGUAAUUGGUGUAAUACGUAUCCAUUGUCAAGUAAGUUGAGAUCCCUGACAUAGGCCUGACACAGGAAAAUUGGGUACUUUCCAUCAUGACCCGGCUGACACAGGAAAAUUGGGUACUUUCCAUCAUGACCCGGCUCUUACUAGGAAGUCAGGGGACUCUCCACCUGAUUAUAUGACGAAAAUUCACAAAGAAGAAGAGACUAUGAUCCUGAUGCUAUGCGCACGACAUAUAUGUCAUUUAAGUGUUGAUUGUUUGAUUAUUACGUCAUUUAAGAGAUAAUUAUUGUUUGAUUAUUAAGGAUAAUAAUUACGUGAAAUAGGUAUUGUGUGUAUACUGAUUUAAAGAAUGACUACUGUUUGAUUGUUAAAAGUAGGACAUGUGGUAAAAUUCAGAUCACGAAUGUACUACACUGAGUGAAUAUAGAGAAAUGGUUGAGUUGAGAGGGCCAGGGUAGGAUGCAUUUGAGAAAGUGUGUUGACACAGUGAGGCCAAUGUUGAAACAGUGGGGCCAUGUGGUAAAAAUCAGAUUAUGACUGUACUAAGCCAGAGGUGACAUAUAUUAGGAUAUAUAGAGAGAUGGAUGAGUUGAAAUGUGGAAAUAUACAGGAGGCAUGUGUUGUUAGGGACACGCGCUCGGUGAUGCAAGAUGACGCAUACAGAGCACACACACAUUUUGAAAGGAUAAGAAGGGACACCUCAGGAAGUAUCGGGGUUAGUUCUCCUGCUGGCUCCCGGAGUUCAAGACUCGCUGUUCCAUCGACCACGUCAGAGCAGCUAGUCUUUGGACUCAGAAAUUCAACUCAAGAGACAGAGCAACGAACAAAGCCAACAUCGCAGAAUGAGGAUCUCCUAUCACUUACGGCCGACACGGGAGUGUUUGGCAAUAGGAGAAUUAACCAGCCCCACCCGGCCUAAGGAUUACAAUUUGGAUUUUAAGGAGUACUCUUUCGUUUACCCUGCCAAUAGUGACUGUUUUGCAUAAGAGACUUUGCGGACUUUUGAAUUGAGUCGGGAGUUUCACGAAAAUCCAGCAGUAGGGCAGGCCAGGAAGGACUGUACUGACGAGCACAUCCCUUCCCUCUCUCUCCCUGCAACACUGGACAUUCCACCUUCCAGCUACAAGCCUUUAUAUCAGGGGUUUGGAUUUAAAUACAUUUUUACUUACGAAUAAUUGGUUAAGCUAAUGAUUUUGAAAUAUAUAAUUAAUCAGCGUUUUGAGAAUUAAAUGCAUUAUGCAAUUUCCUUGCUAAAAUCUGCGCAAUAAAGCUAUCAUUGAAGUUAAA